AAUUCGGUAAGGAGUGUAACUGAACUUACUGAGAGAGCAGGAUUCUGCGCACAAAAGAACAUGAGCAAAACCUUUUAUCUGAACUCAAAUUUACACAGUAAUUAUCUCUGUCAUCCUCCGCCGCUCUUGCUCUUGAAUUGAGAUGGACCCACACGAACGAGAGUGGAGAGAUGCCAAGAUCGACAGGGGUAGCUCGUCAUGAUUUGCCAGCCUUGCAAGCCACAUGUUCAACGCUCCGUGGCAUCAUCGAAAGCGGCAGCCUCGUGAACUGUGCGAACUGUCAACUUGACAAGCGCCCAAAUCGCCCCAUGUCUCCCAUGACGCCCACGCUCCCUACCUGAAGCCAACAUCUUGCAUGCGGUAUCGCCGCUGCCUUCUUUCCCCCACGCGCCAGCCAUGGCGGGCGAGGGCGUAGUUGAAUCGCUGGAGCAGCUGGUCUGGCUCUUGUGGGCAACCGCCUCGGAAAGGCCCUUCUACUUUGUGUUGGCUGUGGUUCUCCCGCUUUUUGGACUGGCCAUAUUUUGCGUCUACAUCCUCCUCCACCUCGUUGCCCCGAAACCGCGACUCCCUUACCCCUCCGAGAAGACAUACAUCACUACGAACCCCGAUGGUACUGUCAGCAGCCCCCGCCCGCUCGCCUGCUGGUAUGACCGUUGGCAUGCCGAGGGAAAGCUCAGUGAAGAAUACCCGACAAUCCCCGCUGGGUUUCCCGUCCCCGAUCAAGGGGCCAUUGAGCCGGCCGAGGUGGAAAUGAGCGUGGUGGUCCCGGCCUACAACGAAGAAGCCCGCAUCACGGCCGCCCUGGAAGAGAUGGUCGAAUAUCUAGACCAACAAUUCGGCCGCCCCAACAAUCAAUUCCUCCAACCCGAGCGGCAAGAGAGAUCCACCGAGAAGGGUGGUAAGAAGGGCAAGCGCGCCACGACGCCGCACCGGUUGGUCUUUAAGCCCGACUCGCCGGCCCCCACGUCCCGUCCCGGUACAGCCCGAGCAUCAUCUGAGCCCACCCAGCCUUCGGGCUACGAGAUUCUGAUUGUCGACGACGGCAGCCGCGACCGCACCGUCGAAGUCGCUCUCUCCUUCGCCCGCAAGCACGGGCUGCACAACAUCCUGCGGGUGGUCAAGCUCGCAAAGAACCGCGGCAAGGGCGGCGCCGUCACCCACGGUCUGCGCCACGUGCGGGGGAAAUACGCCGUGUUUGCUGAUGCCGACGGUGCGAGCCGGUUCAGCGAUCUGGGGAAGUUGAUCGAGGGGUGCGAGGACGUAGUGGACGGGUCCAACCGCGGGGUGGCGAUCGGGAGCAGGGCGCACUUGGUUGGCAGUGAGGCCGUCGUCAAGCGCUCCGCCAUCCGCAACUUCCUCAUGCGCUCCUUCCACUUCGUGCUCACGAUCCUCACCCCCCCGGCAACGUCGCGCAUCCGCGACACGCAGUGCGGCUUCAAGCUCUUCUCGCGCGCCGCCCUGCCGCACGUCGUGCCCUACAUGCACGCCGAGGGCUGGAUCUUCGACAUCGAGAUGCUCAUGCUCGCCGAGUCGGCCCCCGCCACCCCCGUCCUCGCCAGCGACGGCUCCGUCAUCGGCACCAGCUACGGCAUCAAGGUCGCCGAGGUGCCCAUCGGCUGGCACGAGGUUGAUGGCAGCAAGGUGAGCCUGAUCCAGGACAGCGUGCGCAUGGCUAUCGGUUUGGCCGUGCUGAGGGCGAGCUGGAUGUUGGGGGUGUAUCGGAGAAGGUUGACUUGAUCGGUCUGAGGAUUGGGAGAGUUGAUUUGGUAGUUUGUUUGAAGGCAGGAUACUUAGAAUAAUAGAUGCCGGAGUUGGAACCGGUGCUUGGCUCUGCCGGUUUCUCAUUUCCUUCUGCGUGUGUGUUCAAAAUAGUAGCAUCAUACACAACACGGCAAUGUCAAGUCCGAUAUGAUCGUGUACAGCCGUCUCUCAUUACCAUUACCAAAAGAUCUACUAUGCAUAACCGAACCCCAACAACUAGAGUCCUAGCAAAACAACAGGCUGAUACAGCGAACCUUAACCCACCGUCUCCCC
Molecule: messenger RNA, 2034 nt
Organism: Chaetomium fimeti
Lineage: Eukaryota; Fungi; Ascomycota; Sordariomycetes; Sordariales; Chaetomiaceae
Product: glycosyltransferase family 2 protein
Exons: 3
Coding region: 397-1737 (446 amino acids)
Cellular component (GO): endoplasmic reticulum membrane
Source: RefSeq, a predicted model, not a curated record